CUCACACAUGUCUCCGAGUUUCGAAUGUAACCGACAAUCCGGGCAUUCCGUUUCCCAGACAGACUGAUAUUUGUAUUAUUAUUUAUUGUACAAAACGUUUCAUUGCCGCCGAUAAGUGCGCGCGUUUGCUCUGCCAAUAAUCUGAGAGCCGUGUCGUCGUUGUUAUCAUGUUCCGUCGCUGUCACGAUCAUCAUCAUUGUCGUAUGUCGGAAGGACGCCGAACGUCGCCGGAGUAACUAACGUAUGACGACUGGUCAUCGCGCUCGCAUCGGUCGUCAAUAUUGUUAACUGUAACUAAGAGACAUCUAAGUACACCGUGUACCCGAUUCUCGAUCGGGACUCCUUUGCAUCAAACAUCAUCAUUAUCUCCAUCACCACCACCACCACCACUACCACCACCACCACCUGCAGAUCACCGCCAUCAUCACCACCGUAUUUAAAUCGUCGGUACUUACCUCGUAUGUCAAGCAAGAUAUCUAAUCAGUAAAACUAUAAUGGCAGACAUAUCAGUGAAAGAAUUACCUAGUUACAGCAAAUAUAAGUCAAUAAUAUCUACUACCUCAACACCUCACAGAAGUAUAAAUGACAGUGGCUAUAAUACUUCUAGUUCCACUUUAUCUAAUGUUUCAUCCAAUCUCAAUCAGAUAUCUGAAAUUAAUAUUUCUUUUGAUCACACAUCAUCUGAUCUGAAUGUAUUUCAACUAUCUUCUCCUACUUAUAAUUUUACUCUAGAUUCUAAUUCUAGUGAAAAUAAGUUUGUCGAUAUUUCCAAUAAAACUGAUUACAAAUCUAAUUUUUCAUCAAUAUCUACACAUCAAGAAUAUUCUCCGACAAAAAAAUUUAAACUAUUCUCAGAUACACGAUUACGUUUUCAUAACACAUGUUAUGAAGAUAAUGAGAAUACCUUUUUAAAAAGAAAAAAUGUCAUUCCACGGAAAAAUAUCAAUCAUGAACGUACUUCUGUGGAAGGUCGUGAAAAUAUAGACAUAAUGUAUUUUCUAUCAGAACGUCACCAUUUUGAACCUGUUACAGAAAAAAUAUUUUCAUUUUUAUCUGGAAAUGAUAUUGUAUCAAUGUCUAUGGUAUCUAAAAUUUGGUGUAAUGCUGUUAAAAAUUCACCAAUGGCGCAAAAGAAAAAAAGAAUGUAUUUUAAAUUAUCAAAAGAAAAUCGUGGAGGAUAUAAUGGCCGAGAUCGUUCAACUAUUCAUAACAAAGGAUGUUUAGCUAAUAUUAGUAAUGUUAUGCGUUCUCCAUCCAAAAGAGAUUUACCUCAAAGAAGUCCACCAGUCAGCCCGAGUAAAUAUCGAUUUCAUGUAUUUCAAAAGGAAGCCAAGAAAUUAAGUUCAGAUCAACAGUUAGUUCCAUGUCCACGGUGCUCUAGACCAGCUUCAUGGUCACCUUCUCAAUCAACUCGUGCUGAAUGUAAAGGUUUUCAUUGUAAAUUCAUAUUCUGCACAAAUUGUACUUGUGAGUAUACCAAUGAUUUAGAACACAAAUGUUUUAACCUAUCUUUGCCAAUAUCAAGAUCAUCAUAUUACCGUCGUCCGAUAUUGUCUAAUAUAACAAAAAGAAAACAUAAUUUGCGAAGAUUGUAAGUAAUGUUUCAUCAUUAAAUUUUAUCUCCACCUUGUUUUUUACAGUGUUAAUAAAAAUGUUUUAAUUUGUAUGUCUUAUGAACAUUGUGAGAAUCAUGUUUAUUUUGUGGUUAUUAAUUUAAUUAAAUUUUUUAUGUGACCAAUUUAGGUUUUUUAUAAAGUGAACUUGUUUAUAAU
Sipha flava (yellow sugarcane aphid) is the source of this 1772-nucleotide messenger RNA. RefSeq names its product F-box only protein 5-like. Gene Ontology annotation, biological process: negative regulation of meiotic nuclear division; regulation of mitotic nuclear division. NCBI's taxonomy places the organism in Eukaryota, Metazoa, Arthropoda, Insecta, Hemiptera, Aphididae. Bases 495 to 1595 code for a protein of 366 amino acids. Gene Ontology annotation, molecular function: protein binding. Gene Ontology annotation, cellular component: nucleus. The transcript has 3 exons. The record is from RefSeq and is a predicted model, not a curated record.